AUGGGAAGGAGUUUUUUGCGACAAUCAUACUGGCUAUGUCAUAGAGCUCUCUACCUUGCAAAUGAUAUCACUGCAAAUGGCUCAAAUAAAUUUGAAGGUCCAUUUCCCAAUGGUUCUUGGAGCUUGAAUUCUCUCAUAAUGCUUGAUGCUUUUAGAUAUCAUAUUCAUUCUUCUAUCCCAAAUGGGUUGUUUAGUCUUGGUGUCACCUCUAGUGCUAUUGAAAACUUGACCUCUAUUAUUGAACCUGACUUGUCAAAUGAUGCACUUGAAGGACAAUUACCCAGAUCAGUGGGAAAACUCUGCAAUUUGAAGGUCCUUUACUUGGAAAACAACAAAUUUGUUGGAAUGAUUUCAGAAGCUUUUGAGAGCUCAAUAGGUGUUGUCUCUGAAGUUCACUUUUCAAAUCUCACAGAUUUGUGUGAAUUACUUGCUUAUGACAAUUCAGUGACUCUAAGUGUAAGUCCUGAUUGGGUUGCCGCUUUCCAACUGUUAGUAGUGGACUUAAGGUCUUGGACCUUGGGCCCCACCUUUCCAAUGUGGCUCAGAACACAAAGUGACUAUUAUAGAAUGGACCUUUCAAGCACUGGGAUUUCAGACAAAAUGCCCAUUUGGUUUUGGAACCUGUCUUCUGAUUUUCUCUACAUGAACGUUUCUCAUAAACAAAUCUAUGGGGAAAUUCCUGAUCUUCUUCAUAUCCAACAUUCCUCAAUGAUAUAUUUGGGUUCCAACAGGUUCAAUCGUCCAUUACCUCGUAUCUCUUCUACUGUAAUGGAACUAGACAUUUCCAACAAUUCCUUCUAUGGAAACAUUUCUCGCUUGCUAUGCCACUCAGUAGAUGCACCAAACAGUUUGACCAUUCUUCACCUUGGAGAAAAUCUUUUAUCCGGAAAAAUUCAUAAUUGUUGGAUGGAUUGGGCAUUGUUGGAGGUCAUAAAGUUGGGGAACAACAAUUUGACAGGAGAAAUUCCAAGCUCCAUGGGAACGUUGCUUCGCAUAUGA
Ziziphus jujuba (common jujube) is the source of this 999-nucleotide messenger RNA. Its product is annotated as receptor-like protein EIX1. NCBI's taxonomy places the organism in Eukaryota, Viridiplantae, Streptophyta, Magnoliopsida, Rosales, Rhamnaceae. The record is from RefSeq and is a predicted model, not a curated record. Bases 1 to 999 code for a protein of 332 amino acids. The transcript has 4 exons. Gene Ontology annotation, molecular function: protein binding.